AGCGGGUGGAGGGAGUGCAAGCAUGUGUCCCCAUGUCCUCUCCACACCUCCUGCGUCACAGAAGAAAUUAUAGACACUGGAGUAACGUUGAAGCACAACAGAACGUGCCUAGGUCAAUAUUGUGGAUUUUUUUUUUUUUUAUCUUUUGUGUGCCCAUGUUAAAAAGGACCAAUUCAUUUCACAGACUUCUGGAAUAAUAUUUUUUGGAGAAGAAGAAGUGAAGACUUGUAUCUCGUGCACUCCGCGUCAUGCCGGCUGGGUUUCAGCAGUUAGGAGGGGAGAGAAUAACUGGAACCCUCGCACUGUCAGUUUUCACAGCUGUGCUCGGUUCCCUUCAAUUUGGGUACAACAUCGGAGUCAUCAAUGCUCCUCAGAAGAUCAUUGAGCAGGACUAUAACUCAACAUGGAUGGAAAGGUACUCGGAACCAAUUCCUCCACCAACACUGACGUCUCUUUGGUCACUCUCUGUGGCCAUUUUCUCCAUUGGCGGCAUGCUGUCCUCCUUGUCUGUGGGAAUUAUCUCAGAGUUCUUUGGCAGGAGGAAAGCAAUGCUUAUCAACAAUGUCCUCGCAUUUAUUGGUGGAGGCCUGAUGGGGAUGUCCAAAAUCAGCCGAUCAUUUGAAAUGAUGAUUUUAGGACGCUUUAUCAUUGGGGCAUAUUGUGGCUUAGCAUCAGGAUUGGUCCCCAUGUAUGUGGGUGAGAUUGCCCCUACCAGUCUGAGAGGAGCUCUGGGCACACUGCACCAGCUGGCCAUCGUCACUGGCAUUCUUAUAGCCCAGGUCUUAGGACUUGAAUCCCUGUUGGGCAGUGAGAAGCUGUGGCCAGUGCUGGUGGGUGUUACAGUACUUCCUACAGUCCUACAGAUGACGCUAUUGCCUUUCUGUCCAGAGAGUCCACGCUUCCUCUAUAUCAUCCGAUGCCAAGAGCACCAUGCAAAGAGUGCUUUACGGCGUCUGACCGGGCGUCUAGAGGUCAGUGAUGGCCUGGCUGAAAUGAAGGAAGAGAAGAGGAGGAUGGACAUGGAGAGGAAAGUGUCCAUUGCUGAGCUCUUCCGCUCUCCUCUGUACAGGCAGCCCAUCAUCAUCUCCAUCAUGCUGCAACUCUCCCAGCAGCUGUCAGGAGUUAAUGCUAUCUUCUAUUAUUCUACUGAUAUCUUCAAGAGGGCUGGAGUGGAGAGUCCAGUGUACGCCACCAUAGGGGCUGGAGCUGUCAACUGUGUUUUCACUGUGGUCUCGCUCUUCCUUGUGGAAAGAAUGGGCCGCCGGACACUGCACAUGCUAGGACUUGCUGGAAUGUGUAUCUGUGCCAUCAUCAUGACAAUUGCCCUCGCAUUACUGGAGAGAGUGCCAUCGAUGAGCUACAUAAGCAUGAUGGCCAUUUUUGGUUUUGUGGCUUUCUUUGAGGUUGGGCCAGGUCCUAUCCCUUGGUUCUUCGUGGCUGAGCUCUUCUCACAGGGACCCAGACCAGCAGCCAUGGCAGUAGCUGGCUGCUCCAAUUGGACCGCCAACUUCAUCAUCGGCAUGGGGUUCCAGUAUGUUGCUAACCUGUGUGGUCCAUACGUUUUCCUCAUCUUUGCUGUGCUGCUCCUUUUCUUUCUACUCUUCACGUUCUUCCGGGUUCCUGAGACUCGAGGAAAGACUUUUGACCAGAUAUCAGCAACCUUCCAGUGUCAUCCACAAAACAUGAUGGACAUGGAUCAAGGAAAGCACAGUACAGAACUGGACUACCUAGGAAAUGAUGAUAUAGAUAACUGA
Molecule: messenger RNA, 1754 nt
Organism: Xyrauchen texanus (razorback sucker)
Lineage: Eukaryota; Metazoa; Chordata; Actinopteri; Cypriniformes; Catostomidae
Product: solute carrier family 2, facilitated glucose transporter member 4-like
Exons: 11
Coding region: 249-1754 (501 amino acids)
Biological process (GO): monosaccharide transmembrane transport
Cellular component (GO): membrane
Molecular function (GO): hexose transmembrane transporter activity
Source: RefSeq, a predicted model, not a curated record